This is a messenger RNA of Odobenus rosmarus divergens (Pacific walrus), 2109 nucleotides long. RefSeq names its product UDP-N-acetyl-alpha-D-galactosamine:polypeptide N-acetylgalactosaminyltransferase 15 (gene GALNT15). The record is from RefSeq and is a predicted model, not a curated record. The coding region runs from base 1 to 1905 and encodes 634 amino acids. The transcript is spliced from 10 exons. Lineage: Eukaryota; Metazoa; Chordata; Mammalia; Carnivora; Odobenidae. Gene Ontology annotation, cellular component: Golgi apparatus.
AUGCUGCUAAGAAAGCGAUGCCGGCAUGGACCGUGCGGACUGCAACUCCUGCUGCUCUUGCUGAUGCUGGCAUGCGCGCUGCUGAUGGUGGCCAUGCUGCGCCCUCCCCCGCGCGCCCCACGCCCUGCCCGCACAGCCCAGGCCGCCCCGCGCAGCCCUGAUGCUGGGUACCGCCUGCACUUCGGGGAAUCCCAGGAAUGGGUGCUGGAGGCUGAGGAUGAGGGCCAAGAAUACGGCCCCCUGGAGGGCCUGCCCCCCUUUAUCUCGCUGCGGGAGGAUCAGCUCCUGGUGGCCGUGGCCUCACCCAGGGCCAGAAGGAACAAGACCCAGGGCAGGAGAGGUGGCAGCUACCGGCUCAUCAAACAGCCGAGCAGAAGGCAGGAUGAAGAGGCCCCAGAGAGGGACUGGGCGGCCGAGGAAGAAGAUGGGGCGGUAUCAGAAGAUGAGCCCACCGCACUCAGCCUGGAGGAGGCGUUCAGUGCCCGCAUCCCCCUGCAGAGGGCGCUGCCCGAGGUACGGCAUCCACUGUGUCUACAGCAGUACCCCGGGGACAGCCUGCCCACAGCCAGCGUCAUCCUCUGUUUCCACGACGAGGCCUGGUCCACCCUCCUGAGGACUGUGCACAGCAUCCUUGACACAGUGCCCAGGGCCUUUCUGAAGGAGAUCAUCUUGGUGGAUGACCUCAGCCAGCAAGGGCAACUCAAGUCUUCUCUCAGCGAAUAUGUGGCCAGGCUGGAGGGGGUGAAGUUGCUCAGGAGCAACAAGAGGCUGGGUGCCAUCAGGGCCCGGAUGCUGGGGGCCACCAGGGCCACCGGGGAUGUGCUGGUCUUCAUGGAUUCCCACUGUGAGUGCCACCCUGGCUGGCUGGAGCCCCUCCUCAGCAGAAUAGCNNUUUCCAGGAGCCGAGUGGUGUCUCCAGUCAUAGAUGUGAUUGACUGGAAGAAUUUCCAGUAUUACCCCUCCAAGGACCUGCAGCGUGGGGUGUUGGACUGGAAGCUGGAUUUCCACUGGGAGCCUUUGCCAGAGCGAGAAAGGAAGACCCUCCAAUCCCCCAUCAGCCCCGUCAGGAGCCCUGUGGUGCCCAGCGGGGUUGUUGCCAUCGACAGACAUUACUUCCAAAACACUGGAGCGUAUGACCCUCUCAUGUCCCUGCAGGGUGGUGAAAACCUCGAGCUGUCUCUCAAGGUCUGGCUCUGUGGUGGCUCCGUUGAAAUCCUCCCCUGCUCUCGGGUGGGGCACAUCUACCGGAAUCAGGAAACCCACUCCCCCCUUGAUCAGGAGGCUGCUUUGCGGAACAAGGUUCGCAUUGCUGAGACUUGGCUGGGCUCAUUCAAAGAAACCUUCUACAGGCACAGCCCAGAGGCCUUCUCCUUGAGCAAGGCUGAGAAGCCAGACUGCACAGAACGCCUGCAGCUGCAAAGGAGGCUGGGUUGUCGGAUGUUCCACUGGUUUCUGGCCAACAUCUACCCUGAGCUGUACCCAUCUGAGUGCAGGCCCAGGUUCUCUGGAAAGCUCCACAACACCGGACUUGGCUUCUGUGUAGACUGCCAGGCGGAAGGGGACAUCCUGGGCUGCGCCAUGACGCUAGCUCUUUGCAGCGACAGCCGGCAGCAACAGCACCUGAAGCACACUAGCAGGAAGGAGAUCCACUUUGGCAGCCCACAGCACCUGUGCUUUGAUGUCAGGCAAGAGCAGGUGAUUCUUCAGAAGUGUAUAGAAGAAGGCCCUGCUAUCCAUCAACAGCACUGGGACUUCCAAGAGAAUGGAAUGAUUGUCCACGUUCUUUCUGGGAAAUGCAUGGAAGCUGUGGUGCAGGAAAACAGUAAAGAUUUGUACUUGCGCCAGUGUGAUGGAAAAGCCAGCCAGCUGUGGCGAUUUGACAACAUCAGCAGUGUGGGUAAAUGAUGAAUGCCAGUGUCAGAGGGAAAAGAGAAGUUUAGUCAUCACAAGUCAGCCCCAAGAGAACUAAAAGAGCAUGUAUAUUUCAUGAAGCAGAUCCUUUUGUGUUUGUAUUCCUGGUGAUAGUAGAGAAGAAAGCUCCGUGAAUGAAUAUAGAAAGUCUUUCCUUCUUGCACCUUUUUGCAUUGACUUCUGGAUGUUUUAGAAAAA